AUGCUCCACAGCGCUAAUAAACAGGAGCAACCCGACCCCACGGCCGCCGCCUCCUCACCCGGCGCCGUCGUCGACAACACCUCCACCACCAACAAACAAAAGCUCAUCUUCGCCCCGGGCGAAAGCGGCGCCCUCGCCUCCCAAGCCGCGCAAUUCCACAAAGGCGCCCUCGACGCGGCCGACCUCUCCGCCUCGCCCCUCGCGCAGUUCCACACCUGGUUCGGCGAGGCCUCGUCGGCCGUCGCGCACCCGGAAACGGCGACCUUGGCCACGGCGGAGCUGCCGUCGGGCCGCGUCUCGGCGCGCGUCGUCUACAUGAAGGAGCUCGACGACCGCGGCUUCGUCGUCUACAGCAACUGGGGCACCUCCCGCAAGGCGUCCGACAUCGCCAGCAACCCCCACGCCGCGCUGACGUUCUGGUGGCAGGGGCUGGAACGCCAGGUCAGGGUCGAGGGGACGGUGGAGCGGCUGCCGCAGGAGGAGAGCCAGGUGUAUUAUGAUACGCGCAUUAGAGGCAGCCGGGUGGGCGCGUGGGCGAGCAGGCAGAGCGAGAAGCUGACGGGUAGGGAGCAGUUGGAGGAGAGGGUCAGGGAGGUGGAGAGCAGGUUUGAGGGCCAGGAUAAGAUUCCCGUGCCGCCAUUUUGGGGUGGUGUGAGGAUUGUGCCCAGUGAGGUGGAGUUUUGGCAGGGCAGGGAGAGCAGGCUGCAUGAUCGGUUUAGGUAUACGAGGGAUGAGAGCGUCGAGGGUGGGUGGAAGGUGGAGCGGCUGAGCCCGUAA
Messenger RNA from Diplodia corticola, 777 nucleotides. Its product is annotated as pyridoxamine 5-phosphate oxidase. The coding region runs from base 1 to 777 and encodes 258 amino acids. The transcript has a single exon. The record is from RefSeq and is a predicted model, not a curated record. NCBI's taxonomy places the organism in Eukaryota, Fungi, Ascomycota, Dothideomycetes, Botryosphaeriales, Botryosphaeriaceae. Gene Ontology annotation, biological process: pyridoxine biosynthetic process. Gene Ontology annotation, molecular function: pyridoxamine phosphate oxidase activity; FMN binding.